This is a messenger RNA of Carassius carassius (crucian carp), 1644 nucleotides long. RefSeq names its product protein LBH. The transcript is spliced from 4 exons. The record is from RefSeq and is a predicted model, not a curated record. Lineage: Eukaryota; Metazoa; Chordata; Actinopteri; Cypriniformes; Cyprinidae. Bases 226 to 510 code for a protein of 94 amino acids.
AUGUUGCAUGUGUGCAGCUCUCAACAUGUAAAUGAAUGACGUUGGCAGGAUGAGCACAAGCACUAUGACAGCAUUCAACAGUAAGUUUCCGCUGCAGGUCAGAUGCGCGCUCGAACUGGACGGACUGAUGAAAACGGAAGCUGUGCGAGUUUAACAGGAGGAUAUACUCAAUAUAAUAACAUUUCUCGGGCUUCAAGACUUCAACAGAAGCGGACAGAAUAAAGAAUGACAGAUAUAAUGAACAACCCAGAACACAGUCUAGAAGACCAAGGCGUUUCCUUUCAGAUUUUCCCAGAUACACAGGAGCGCCACCCCAAGGUGUUCAAGCGAGUGCCCUCCAUCGUAGUGGAGCCCACAGAGGGAGAGGUGGAGAGCGGAGAGUUACGUUGGCCCCCAGAUGACCUGAGAAGCACAGACCCUUCCAGCCAAACCCAGAUAUCACACAGCCAGAGUACAGAUGAAGUCAAGUGCAGCAGACUGGAAACAUCAGGGGCAGCUGAGCGUGACUGAAAUUCAACAAAUACGUUGUCACAAGUCUGCCAUUAUCACAAGUCUUGGUUCUCACAACAUUUUCACACUUAGAAAGACACAAAUACUGACAAGCAACACAAUGCGAUAUCUGAGCACCCUUUAUAACACAUUCAUGGCUUUAAAAAGACUUUUGAAAGUCUUCUGUACUUUUUAAGAUCAAACUCAUGACACAUUUUAUCUUUGGAAAGUGGCUUUAGCAAUCUUACAUUGCCUUCAGACUUGAAGGCCUAGUUUUUCUUUCCUGAUGCAGAAAUAUACAGUAUCCUCUAUGUCUGAGAAUAUACUGAAAAUAUGUAGAAUUUGAAUGACACAACAAAACUGGAUCGUAUGAGCUCAGUUCAUCUGAGAAUAUGAAUGUACAGAAUAUCAUUCAAUAUAAAUGUAUAAAAAACACACAGUUCCUGGAUCUCAAGUAAGCAAUGUACAGACAGCUAACCAGUAUUGCUCUAUUAUUUAGCUUUAUUGACAGCUGAUCAUGUUAGUUCACUUAAUACUCGGAUACUUAUCAAAUAAAUGGAUGUAAAAUAUAAAAUUAAUUUAAUGUGUGAGAUGUAAAUAUCACAAAGUGAUACAGAUUUAAACAAGCACAGCAAUGUGGGAAACUGAUUGCCAGGUCCACAUAAAUAUUUGAGCUCAGAAAGUUAAAUCGCAGCUUUCUGUGGUCAAAUAUUUAUGUAUAUUUACUGUUUAUGUUUAUUGGCCAAUCAGAAUCAAGUAUUCUAGAGAACCGUGUAAUGAGCACAACAUACUCAGUGGGUUUGGAUGCUUUGAUGAUCCAUUUCAAAUCUAGAGAGCGAUGUAUUGAUUUGUUAUCAUGCCCUCCACUUUGAUGUAACCCAGAAGCCUGUGAAUGCAUAUUCUAAAAAGAUUGCAGUGACCACUGUGAAUCUCUCAUUCAUGUGAAAAUUAUUCAUUACACGCUCUGCGGCUGAAAACUCUCUCUUCUCACCAUCUGGCUGAGGCUUGUGAGGAAUGACUGCUACUGAACUUCAAACAUGUCUGCCUGUCAAUCAGCCUGGGGACAAGGACUUCCUAAUAUCUCCAAGCCCUGUCUGACUUUCUGCAGACUUUAAAUUAUUAGAGGCGUUUGUGCACAUACACAAUAUUUUCAAA